This is a messenger RNA of Lichtheimia ornata, 906 nucleotides long. RefSeq lists its product as uncharacterized. Bases 1 to 906 code for a protein of 301 amino acids. The record is from RefSeq and is a predicted model, not a curated record. Gene Ontology annotation, biological process: chromatin remodeling. The transcript has 4 exons. NCBI's taxonomy places the organism in Eukaryota, Fungi, Mucoromycota, Mucoromycetes, Mucorales, Lichtheimiaceae. Gene Ontology annotation, cellular component: Ino80 complex.
AUGAAACGUACACACGACGACCCAGAAUCACCACUCUCCUCUCUCGAUUCCCAAGAAGAACUCAGCGAAGAAGAAUUGGAAGACGAACUAGACGACGACAUUGUCAAUCCUGACGUGGACGAAUUGGAGGAAAUUGAAGAAGGCGACGAAGAAGGUGACGAUUUGGACGAUCUCAGCGAUGAAGAAACGCCAACUCCAGUUCCUGAAAGCAGCAGAAAGAAAAAGAGCAUGAAAAGGAAGAGACCAGUGUAUCAAGAACCCAACAGUGAUGAAGAUAUUGAAGAGAUGGAUGAGGAUCAAGAGAUGGAAGAACAGCAAGAAGAAGAGGAAGAAGAAGAGGAAGAGGAUGAUGAAGGAGAUGAUUUGGAAGUUGUCAGUAAUCGACCCUUGACCAAACGUCAACGAGCCAAGUUCAACAAUGAUGGACCUGAAGAAUUCCUCGAAUUGCCUAUGGACUCGGGCAAGAAGAACAUUUUGACCGAAGAAGAACAAGCAUUAAGACGAUCCGAGGUAGCACGAAGGCGCAAGAAUCAGAGUAUACAACGGGCUGAAAAGGAUAAGGAGGAUACCAUCAAUCGAUUAUUAAAGAAGCAGGCGUCCAAGAGCCGCAAAGUGAUCAAGGAUGACGCGAAUGAAGAAAAGGACAACCGAGCACCCAAACGAGUGAUGCCACCAGAUACCAUCAAAUACGUCAACGAUGCCAAAGGCAGUGUGUUAAUGAUCCCAUCGGCUGUCGCCAUUGAGCAAGUAUUUGGACAUCCACCAAGAAAGUCAUCAUCAUCGUCAUCAUCAUCACGGAGUACCUGCCAAGUGGAUGGAUGCAACGCCUCCAAGAAAUAUGUAGCUAGCAAGAGUGGAAAAGCUGUUUGUUCAUUAGAGCAUUAUAAAAUAGUGGAAGCAAAAUAA